GACAGCAGCGUGGAGCAGGGUCACCUGGCGAGGGGGAGGCACAACCACACACCUCCCAGGAUGGGUCUCUGGAGUAGCUGCCUCCAGGCAGGAGGUGAUCCGGUGUGCCAAGUGAGCCUGGCUGGGCUGCCCUCACUGGGAGGGAGAGGAGCUGGGGCCACUGCUGGCUAUAGUCCGGCAUAAGCAGGGCUGUCAGCCCUGGCACUGGGAUCCCCAUGCUCCUGCCAGGCUUGGAGCAUGGGAUAACGUGGCUGUGUUUUUGGGGCUGUUUGGAGGGUGGUUCAUCAUGGCUCAGUGCAGCCCAGCUCAGCGGCGGCCAUGCCAGGGCAGGCAGCUCAGCACCGCAGGAAUGUGGAGCAGCAGGUUGUGCUUGGCUGGGCUGUCCUUGCUGGCCAGGGAAAGGGAUGGGAGCCCACAGUGGGCACCAGUGGCUGUCCUGGGGGGGACCCUAUGUCCUCGUCCCUGUCCCCCAACAGCCGCCUCUGUGUGGCUUAUCCCCAGGGCCGAGCCUCUGGCACUGAGCUGACCUCCAGCACCCACCAUGGGGAGGCAUCCCUGCUUUGCCUUGCCUAGGUAGGCAUGUUUGCACCUCUGUGCCAAGCCAGGGAGCCUUCCCUGCACGAGGCACAGGGUCUGAGGGCAGUGGGGCCAGCCAUUGGCAGGGUGCCACCAUGGGGCAUGGGGUCUGGGCACCACUGGACUCAUGGGGUGCUGCCGCAUGGGCACCUGGCAGCUCCCCAUCACCCCGGGUUUCUGCCACCAGCCCGGGGCUGCCUCUGCCUAUGUCUUUGUGCAACGCAGAGCACAGCCUGGCCCUGCUUCCCAUGGGGGCUGUCAGCACAGCUCUGGGGGGGGCCUGCCUGUCCCUGCCCUUUCCCCAGUGAGGACGUUGGUGCCCAGCACUGCUGGCUCUGUCCCCACAUCGCCCCGUUGCUGGGCUCCCUGCAGAGGGGUGCAGAAAGCUGUCCCCAGGGGGGAAGCAGGAGGGUCUGUGGUGGUGCUGGGACCAUCCCCAGCUGUCCCCACGCCUGGCCGGCCCCCUGCAGACACUUUCCAGGUCAGAAGGCAGCAUGUCCCCUCCCGGAGCCGGGGACUGGGACAGGGGCAGCCAGUCUCCCCCAGGCUGCUCGCCUGUCAGAGCACAUCAGGCGAAUGCACCGUGUGCUGUGGGGUGGCUGCGGAGUGGAGACCCCCUUGGGGUACAGAUUCCGGGGGGCUUGGGCCGACAUGUUGGUGAGCACUGGCUUGCAGAUGGUGCAGCUGUGGCUCAGCAUGGCCGUGGCGUGGUGCUGUGGGUGCUGGGGCUGGCUCCUGCCGCCCGUGGCUGACGCUGGGACGGGCUCUUGGUUGCACCCAGGAAGUCGUGCAGGCUGGCGGGACUGGCGGGCGGCUGGCAGUGACUGUGACAGCAGCCUGCUCAGGGACACCGUGGGACGGAGUGGGGCCACGGCACACUGGCCCCCACCGUGCCCACCCGCCAACAGCACGUGAGCCCCUCGCUGCUCGGGGUGGCUGCCCACCCUGUGCCCCGGUGCUGGCACUGAGGAUGCCCAUCGAGGCACUGCAAGCUGGUGAUGCCAUGAAGGGGGUGACGGUGACGGCGCCCUUCACCUCGGCCAUGCCCAUCCGCAUCCUUCGCAAGGGUCCUGCGUAUUUCCGCCGGCGCACCGAGCCAGGUGCUGGGAAGCCCAGCGCAGUGGAGAGGCUGGAGGCCGACAAAGCCAAGUACGUGAAGAGCCAGAGGGUCGCCAGCACCAAGCAGGAGCCAGUGAAGCCACUGCUGCUCAAGCAGCCCCUCUUCACCCCAGGGGUGCGCCGGGCUGUGCUCACCUCCAGCCGAAGGGCACCCCCAGGGCUGCACCGCACCGAGGCUGGCAGCCCGAAGACCUCCCUUGAUCUGGAGAUCCUGAACAACCUCAUCAACCUCUGCGACAGCCCUUUCCCCAAGGCAGAGAGCCCGCUGGGCAGGGAGCACAAGUGGAGGGUGGAAGCGCCAGCGGCACUGGGUGAUGGGGCGGAUGGUGCCGGCAAGCCACUGGAGAGCCCCGCUGCUGCCAAGCCCCCUGGCAGCAUGGCUGUGCGGAGGGUGGACGUCCGUCCCUGCGGGGCUCCACGGGGCCAGGUGACACUGGUGCCUGCAUCCCCUGUCCCAGGCGGGCUGCCUGCAGCCCCGGCACGGAGCUCACCCACCCGCCCCGAGAGUGCCCGCCGGCAGCCCCUGCUGCAUCGCUCCAAGUCGGACCUGAGCGAUCGGCUUUCGCGGGCCACUGCUGACCUGGAGCGCUUCUUCAACUACUGCGGCCUCGACCCUGAGGAGGUGCAGGACAUGGGCGCCGAGCGCUUUGCCCGUGCCAGCUCUGACAUCGUGUCCCUCAAGUUUCACAGCGUGAGCACGGCCAGCUCGGAGGGCGGCCGCUCACCACCCAGCACUGCCACGCCAGAGGGCCGGCCAGCUGAGCGCGUGCCCUACGGCAUCUCCAUCAUCGAGCGUAACGCCCGUGUCAUCAAGUGGCUGUAUGGGCUGCGCCAGGCCAGGGAGCCUGAGCAGGUCUCCAAUGUGUAGCAGUGCAGUGGUGGCAGCAGGCGCUGGGGACAGGUUGCUCAUCAGCAGGCAAUGCUGGCUGGGGAGGGAGCACAGGCUGUGCCCUAGGAGAAGAGACCUCUCAGCGGUGACUUUCGAACUCAGCACCCUGCCUUGUGCCACGGCGGCACUGGUGUGGUGGCCAGGCACCCUUCCUGCUGACUCUGGCUCCAUCAGAGCCCCGUGCCGGCACUGGAGAGCCAGGUCUCUGCAAGCCCGUGGGAGGGCAGAGGACACAUCCCCGGGUGUGUGGUGGGUCCCUAGCGCCCUUCCCUCACCUGCUCCUGUGGGCAUCCGUGUGCAGUCGGCCUCCCUGUGCUGCCAGAAGCUCCUGCCUGCCCUGCUCCUCACCAGCACCCAUGCGUGGGGGGCAAGAAACUGCUUCCCCCUGUGUGGAGCAGGGACCCAGCCCCAGAGAAGGAGCUGCGCCCUACAGCUUCCACCGUGGGAGGCCACACUGCCAGCGGUGGGGGCUGUAUCCUGAUGACACCUGUCUUAAUGCUGAAAAUGUGGGAGAAGCUGGGUGGUUUUUUUUGGGGAGCCAAACCCAGCCCCUUGCUUCAGCCCAGGGCUCCGUGUGUGUGCGUGCGUGUGUGUUUGUGGGUGCUUGUGUCCCCUCCCAGGUGCCAGUGGGCACACAGCCCCCAGCACGCUGGGCCCCAGUAUUUAUGAAGAUGAUGGUUGUUUUUUCCUCAUUUCCACUGUUUUUCCUGAUGUUUGAUCUGUAAAUAACAAUAAUAACAAUACAGCUAGUUUUAUUAAAUGUCUGUGCUUUGGA
Falco peregrinus (peregrine falcon) is the source of this 3359-nucleotide messenger RNA. It is a transcript of the gene FAM110A, whose product is annotated as family with sequence similarity 110 member A. Lineage: Eukaryota; Metazoa; Chordata; Aves; Falconiformes; Falconidae. Bases 1547 to 2563 code for a protein of 338 amino acids. The record is from RefSeq and is a predicted model, not a curated record. The transcript is spliced from 2 exons.